AUGCUCGCCUCGCUUCUGCGUCCCAGGAGACCGCGCAACCCUGCCAAUCGGUCGCCAUUUUCGUCCCCGUACACCACCCAGGAGACUGCGCCCUUUUUGCAGCGUAGCGACCGUCCUCGCCAUGCUGCUGACAUUGAUAACGAGGGGAGUCAUGAUGAUGACAGCGUGGGGUUCAGCCAUGACGAUGACGAAGAGCAAGAUCUCCAGGGCGAGGAUGGGCCAGAGGAGUCAUCCCCACUGCUGCCCAUCUUCUCCGCGCCUCACCUAGAUUCCCUUCCGGUUUAUAACAUUACUCAUGAGAUACGACUUCUCGUUGAGGCGCGAUGUGAAACCACACUGUCCUGGGACCAGCUCCGGUCUCCCCAGGUCUCACAAUUCCUACUGAAGCCCAUUCAGCAACAGAUCCGGGACUCGCAUUUCAAUCGAGCCACUCUCUAUGCGCUCAUGGCAAAUUGCCUCCAGUUCCACAAAGAAGUAGAACUCAACCCGGGCAACAGCGGUACAAGUCGGACCAGGGCGAUGGUGUGCGAGCUCCUCGCCAUCAAGCUGUUGAAGGAGUUCACCACCCGGGAACUAAUCGAUGCUCUAUCCUACGAUUUCUUUCCAUUGCAAGGACAGAGUCCUCCAACGACGGCAACAACGCUCCGGGGCCCGGGCUGGAGUAGCAGCCAGAGGAGCAAGCCACCAGCCGGAGCCGCCCGUAUCUCCUGUCUCGAAAUAGCGAUUCGUGCCCAAGCGAAACGAUUCCUCGCUCAUCCGCUUGUUGUCCAGCAGCUGGAGGCAAUAUGGGCCGGCACUAUCGUCUUCCACUCCGCUGCGGAUAGUCUUCACCGCCAGCCGCCGCAAGCCAGCACCCACAGUGAGCCGGGAUAUGGAUCCUUCAACCACAACGAUCCGUCGUUGGGCUUCUCCCAGGGCAAAGCUCAACCAGGGACCCGUAGCCAGGAUCCUGGAAGGCCGCGGCGCUCAGUUACUCUAUAUGAUCCUCGUGACGCGUCUCUCUUCAAGUUAUCGAGACUUAGAGUGCCUCGAUAUCGGCAGUUUCUGUCGACCUGCUCCUUUGCUGUGUUGCUGGGCCUAUAUCUCGCCGUCAUCAUCCAGCGACCGCUAGAGAUUAACACACUGGAACUGGUCUUCUGGUUCUGGAGUGCGGGAUUUAUGCUCGACGAGAUUGUCGGUUUCAACGAACAAGGCUUCAGCCUCUACCUCAUGAGCUUCUGGAAUCUUUUCGAUCUCGGCAUCCUGUUGCUUCUCUUCUGCUACUAUUGCCUACGCCUCUACGGUAUGAUGAUGCCAGAUGUUCGCAAACAGGCUGUUGCGGAUCAAGCAUACGAUGUCCUGGCGGCCAGUGCAGUGCUUCUCUUUCCACGUCUCUUCUCGGUGCUGGAUCACUACCGAUAUUUCUCCCAGCUGCUCAUCGCUUUUCGGAUCAUGGCCGCGGAUCUAAUGGCGGUUUUCAUUUUGAUUGUCGUCGCCUGUAGCGGUUUCUUCGUCGCGUUCUCCUUUUCGUUCGGCUCGUCGAAUACUCCGAGUUCGAUAGCCUAUGCCUUGUUCCAAAUGCUCAUGGGCUUCACUCCGGCUGCCUGGAGUCUCUGGGACGAAUACAAUACGUUGGGCAGGAUCAUCCUGACCAUCUUUCUCUUUAUCUGCCAUUUUGUAGUGGUCACCAUUUUGAUCACGGUUUUGACCAACUCGUUCAUGGCCAUCGUGCAAAAUGCGAACGAGGAGCAUCAGUUCGUGUUCGCCGUCAACACCAUCUCUAUGGUCAAGUCUGACGCCCUGUUCUCCUACAUCGCCCCGACCAACAUCCUCGCCUGGCUGAUCACGCCAUUGCGGUUUUUCAUUCCCUUCCGCCAGUUUGUCAAGCUCAAUCGAACGGUGAUCAAAAUCACCCACUUUCCCGUCUUAUUCACCAUUUGCCUCUACGAGAAGACGAUUCUCAGUUCAUCUUUUUUCGAGCCGAUCGACCUGGUAGAAUAUCGAACCCGUUCCGGCAAGGUAUUGCGUGCCAGGCAAGACCGUGAGAGCCGCUUCGAUGCGUUCAACCGGAGUAAGCGACUGCUUGUCCGAGAACCGUCCAUCGCUACCUAUCAGCAAGACCGCAUCCUAGAGGAAGUUUUCCGACAGCCAUUCCGGCAUCACCCAAUACCGGAUGUGCACGCGAGCCCCGAUGGCCGCCGAAAGACCAACAUGGUCAAAGAUUGGAUGCAAAAAGUGGAACCAGGGCCAGCGAACCCGCCAGAUGAACCGGGUCCCGGUGAGAUCGAUCAUUUAGAAUCAACUCCGCGACGAUCCCGAGCACUAGGACGUCGCAAACCCUUGCUCGGGACGAUCCGCGAUUUUACAGAGACGACUCGCUCCGUGGCAUCUGACCCGGAGGAAUUCGUCAAUCACGAUUUCCUGCGCCCAGACCGUGGAGACUCUUCUCGAAAUUGGCGGUCACUGUUGCGAUCGAGACAGUUGUCUCAAAACACUGACGUAGAAGGAGAUGAUGAGCGGACCAGUGGAGACAACAAUGACGAUGAUUCAGGUGAUGAGAAGCAAUCUCUGACCAGGGACUCGGAGAAUGGCGAUGGGCCGACGCCAAGGCACAGCGGCAAGUCCACUCCAAAAUUCUACAGUUCCCGACCGUCGACUGCACAGCUGCGUUCCCGCAAAAACAGUCCGACCCGGCGCCGCCCGCGGACCCCCCGCCGUCUGAGCCGAAACCUGUCGAGUGCAACCAUUCUUUACAAUCCUGUCGACCCGCAAAGCGGUGACGACUCGAUUCAAGGGGGACCCUCACAUACAAGGAGUACCCAGAAGCUUGGAAAAACGAACCGUCCUGGAGGCACACCGCCGUCACCGGGCCGACGCACUCCGAAGCGGAGUGCUGCCGAUGCGAAACAGGCUCGACCGACCCUUCCUCCUCGUUCCGCAUUCAUGUCCGUCCCUGAUUUCGGUGGCGUGGGCCUGGAGCUUGGCUCCGACCUUGGCGACAACAAGGCCGUCGGGGGAGGCUUCGUGGGUGCUAUCCCGUCCAGCUUGGCGACUCAGAUCAUGUAUCCGCCGCGUGGGAAUGGACGCGAGAACGAGGAUCGGGACAUCCUGAGCAAGCUGGUGCUGGCUCGCAUGAAUAACCUCGAAGAGGGGUUCCGGGAAGUGAUCAAGGAGGUGAAGGACCUCCGCCAUGGACCAGGUAGUCGAGGAGUUUCUGAUUUGCCGAAGGGUAGUCGGGAGAAAAAGAAACGAGCAGAGGCCAAGGAGACGAAGCUGGGGCAGCCGUCAAGGAAGAGCAAGAGCAGCAGCAGUGGAGGGGAUCUGUUCGAUGACGAUAGUCUUGACGACUAG
Messenger RNA from Rasamsonia emersonii CBS 393.64, 3330 nucleotides. RefSeq names its product Cation channel family transporter. The coding region runs from base 1 to 3330 and encodes 1109 amino acids. The record is from RefSeq and is a predicted model, not a curated record. NCBI's taxonomy places the organism in Eukaryota, Fungi, Ascomycota, Eurotiomycetes, Eurotiales, Trichocomaceae. The transcript is spliced from 2 exons.